GUUGCCAUAUCACUCUGGCUCUUACUGAAGCGCUGCUCCGCUCGCGCGCCUCGGCAGUCCUUCUCAUGUUUAAUUAUUUUUUUUUUCCCUCCCGGAAAUUAUUUAUUUCCCCCUAAUCAGUCAAACUAGUUUAGACUCCUGACAGCUCUGUGUGUGUGUGUGUGUGUGUGUGUUUCCUGCACUGUUGUCUCCUGCUCGGGACGAAGAGAGACCAGGACUCCGUUUGGACAUUCUCCUUCCCCAGACUUCUCAACGGGACACUAGGAUCGCCUCUGUGGGAGAACGUCGAGGAGAAUCCAGCGGAGUCUGUCUUUCAUUCGCCCAGCAUGAGGCAGCAUGUGUUUACUCUCAAUAUAGCACAGAUCCUGUAGUUCAAUGACACAGCAUGAAAAAGGUUAUGAGCGCCUGUAGAGCUUGGUGAUUCAGGAGUCAGAGACGAGCCAAUGAGAGGAUGGCCAGAGGUCACAUGAUCUACAAAGCCGCCGUCCAGCUGAUUCUGCCGAUGCUGCUGAGUGUGCUGCCGCUCACACACACUCAAAUUCCACCUCGUUUCACCCGGACACCCACUGACCAAACAGGUGUGCAGGGUGGAGUGGCUUCCUUCGUGUGCCAGGCGACAGGAGACCCACAGCCCCGAAUCUCUUGGAGCAGGAAGGGCAAAAAAGUCACCAACCAGAGAUUUGAGGUGAUUGAGUUUGACGACGGCUCCGGGUCAGUCUUGCGCGUGCAGCCACUGCGGACCCCACGUGAUGAGGCUAUAUACGAAUGUGUGGCAUCUAACGAGGCCGGAGAGAUCAGCGCAUCCACCCGCCUCACUGUGCUGCGCGAGGACCAGCUUCCUCCCGGCUUCCCGUCCAUAGAUAUGGGUCCCCAGCUCAAGGUGGUGGAACGUUCUCGCACAGCCACCAUGCUGUGUGCAGCCAGCGGCACACCUGACCCAGAGAUUACCUGGUUUAAAGACUUCCUUCCCAUCGACACAUACACUCACGGACGCAUCAAACAGCUGCGCUCAGGUGCACUGCAGAUUGAUCGGAGUGAAGAAACUGAUCAAGGGAAAUACGAGUGCGUGGCUACGAAUAGUGAUGGGACGCGUUACUCAACACCCGCUAACCUCUACGUCAGAGUGCGCCGGAUCCCCCCACGCUUCUCUGUGCCACCCAUGGAUUACGAAGUCAUGCCCGGAGGAGGGGUGAACAUCACAUGCCAGGCGGUGGGCGUUCCCAUGCCUUAUGUGAAGUGGAUGCUUGGAACAGAGGACCUGACCCCAGAGGAUGACAUGCCCAUUGGAAAGAACGUGCUAGAACUCACAGACGUGCGACAGUCAGCCAAUUACACUUGUGUGGCCAUGUCCACUCUCGGCGUUAUUGAAACAGUUGCACAGAUCACAGUCAAAGCUCUUCCAAAUCCUCCAGGAGCUCCAGUUGUCAUGGAGCGUUCAGCCACUAGCAUAACCUUGAUGUGGGACAGCGGGAACCCACUUCCUGUUUCCUAUUAUGUCAUCCAGCACCGACCCGCCUCCUCCCAUGACCCUUUUAAAGAGAUUGAUGCUGUGGCGACGACACGGUACAGCGUUGGCGGCCUCAGCCCCUACUCGCACUAUCACUUCCGGGUCAUAGCUGUGAAUUCGAUUGGCCGCGGUCCUCCGAGUCCUACAGUAGAAGCUCGCACAGCAGAGCAAGCCCCAAGCUCACCGCCACGUAGAGUCAGAGGCCGCAUGCUCAGUGUCUCCACGGCAAUGGUGCAGUGGGAGGAGCCAGAGGAGGCAAACGGACAGGUGGUCGGCUACAGGGUGUACUACACAUCUGAUUCGUCACUGCCAGUCAACCAGUGGGAGAAAGAGAUAGUUCGUGGAGCAAAUUUCCUGACAAUACAGGAUCUGACACCAAACAAGACCUAUUACAUUAGAGUACUAGCUUUUACUGCAGUGGGAGAUGGUCCUCUCUCCAGUGACCUGCACAUCAUUGCCAAAACGGGAGUUCCUUCUCAGCCCACUGAGCUGAAAGCUGAGGUGAAGUCAGAGACAAGCAUACUGCUCUCCUGGCUUCCUCCAGCUCACAGUGGCACUGAUGCCAUCAUAGGAUAUGAACUCAUAUACAGGCUCGGAGACCAGCCUGAGCAGAAGAUUGUGUUUGAACCGAGCUCCAGCUAUGUGCUAAAGAAUCUGAAGCCCUUCUCCACCUACACCUUUCAGUUAGCAGCGCGUAGUAAACAUGGUGUGGGGGCCUUCACCAGCGAGCUCAGCAUACAAACUCCACAAACCUUGUUUGCUGUGAACUUCCAUGUGAAAGCUGCUAUGAAGAGUUCAGUAUGGCUUGCCUGGGAGCCGCGAACCUCACCGAACAAACCCUCAACAUUUAUUAUCUCAUAUGGUGAUGGUCGCAAACUGGACGUAGACGGGCGUCUUGGGCAGCAGCGGGUCUCUGAGUUAAAGCCGCAGUCGCUCUACACGUUCCUCCUGAGUAAUAAAGCAGACGGCAGUGAGGGCCUGCAGCACCGUGCCGACGCCAUGACCGCUCCAAACCUGCUGCCCAGAAAACCUCAGCUAGUGGAGAAGAGCAGCUCUGAGAGCACAGCCACACUUCAGCUGCCCUCCGUGCACACACACGCCCCUGUCAGGGGUUUCUAUAUCGUUGUCGUCCCACUGAAGAGGCAGAGAGGAGGAAACUUCCAGAAUCCUUGGAGUGAUCCAGAUGACAUGAAUUUAGAUGAGCUUCUGAGGACGAUCAAUGGUACGAGCCGAUCGGUACGCUUACGGAGGCAGGCUGAACUGAAGCCGUACAUCAGUGCCUACUUCCAGAAUCUUCCAUCCGAAUUUAAGUUGGGAGACGGGCGUGUGUAUGGAGUGUUCCUGAACCGACAGCUUCUCAACGGACAGGAGUAUGUCUGCUUCGUGCUGGCCAUUUUAGAGCUGGGACAGAAUACCGUGUACUCGACCAGCCCAUUUUCCGACCCACUGGCAUUCUCAGACAUGGAGCCUCAGCCAAUCGUGGAUGAGGAGGAGGGGCUGCUUUGGGUAGUGGGGCCUGUCCUGGCUGUCAUCUUCAUCAUCAGCAUAGUCAUCCUCAUCCUUCUGUUUAAGAGCAAACCGGACAGGAAGCGGGCAGAAUUAGAGGGCAGAAAGUGCAGCUUCCCAAGUAGUGGCAAAGCUAUGAGCUCCCAGCAUCCCUCAGACCCUGUGGAGCUCCGCAGAAUCAACUUCCCAACACCCGGUUUGCGUUCCUCUGGUUAUCGUCGUUUACCAAGUAUGACCAGUCAUCCUCCAGUUCCUGUCUCAGAAUUGCCCAGUUACAUAGAGAGAAAGAAAGCCAACGAGAGCCUGAGGUUCUCGCAGGAGUAUGAGUCUAUUGACCCUGGGCAGCAGUUCUCCUGGGAGCACUCAAACCUGGACAUUAAUAAACCAAAGAACCGUUAUGCAAAUGUCAUCGCCUACGAUCACACCAGAGUGGUGCUGUCUAACAGUGAUGGUCAGCCAGGUGGCGACUAUAUCAACGCCAAUUUCAUUGACGGGUACCGGAGACAAGGCGCCUACAUCGCCACACAGGGGCCCAUGCCAGAUACUAUCAGUGACUUCUGGAGGAUGGUGUGGGAGCAGCACACGGCUAACAUCAUCAUGAUCACCAAACUGGAGGAGAAAUCAAGGAACAAGUGUGAUCAGUACUGGCCGAGCCGAGGCACAGAGACGUACGGCCUCAUGCAGGUCUCUGUGCUAGACACCGUAGAGCUUGCUGCAUACUGCGUCAGGACCUUCGCUCUCUUUAAGAGUGGCAGCAGUGAGAAGCGGGAGGUGCGUCAGUUCCAGUUCACGGCGUGGCCAGAUCACGGUGUACCGGAACACCCCACGCCCUUCCUGGCCUUCCUGCGCAGAGUCAAAGCCUGUAAUCCUCCAGACGCCGGGCCAAUCGUAGUGCACUGCAGUGCGGGUGUGGGGCGUACCGGCUGCUUCAUCGUGAUCGAUGCCAUGCUGGAGCGUGUGAAGCAGGAGAAGACAGUUGAUGUGUACGGUCACGUGACACUGAUGCGCUCUCAGAGAAACUACAUGGUGCAGACGGAGGAGCAGUACGUGUUUAUAUACGACGCGCUGUUGGAAGCCGUCACCUGCGGCAACACAGAGGUGCCUGCGCGCAACCUGUACGCCUACAUCCAGAGACUCACACAGGCCGAGCCACCUGACAACAUCAGUGCCAUGGAGCACGAGUUUAAAAGGUUAGCCAAUGCGAGGGCACACAACUCCCGAUUUGUGAGUGCCAACCUGCCCUGCAACAAGUUUAAAAACAGGCUGGUGAACAUCAUGCCGUACGAGAGCACACGUGUGGGCCUGCAGCCGAUCCGAGGAGUGGAGGGCUCAGACUACGUCAAUGCCAGCUUUAUAGACGGUUAUAGGCAGCAGAGGGCGUACAUCGCGACGCAGGGUCCUCUGGCUGAGACAGCUGAAGAUUACUGGAGAAUGUUGUGGGAACACAACUCCACUAUUGUAGUGAUGCUCACUAAACUUAGAGAGAUGGGAAGGGAGAAGUGCCACCAAUACUGGCCGUCAGAGAGGUCAGCACGCUAUCAGUACUUUGUGGUGGACCCCAUGGCCGAGUACAACAUGCCGCAGUACAUCCUGCGAGAAUUUAAAGUGACUGACGCCAGGGACGGUCAGUCCCGCACUGUUCGCCAGUUCCAGUUCACUGAUUGGCCGGAGCAGGGCGUGCCAAAGUCUGGCGAAGGCUUCAUAGACUUCAUUGGCCAAGUACACAAGACAAAAGAGCAGUUUGGUCAAGACGGACCAAUAACAGUACACUGCAGUGCUGGCGUUGGGAGGACAGGUGUCUUUAUCACUUUGAGCAUAGUGCUGGAGAGGAUGCGCUAUGAAGGAGUGGUCGACAUCUUCCAGACUGUCAAAAUGCUGCGAACACAGAGACCAGCCAUGGUGCAGACGGAGGAACAGUACCAGUUCUGCUACCGUGCAGCACUGGAGUACCUCGGCAGUUUCGAUCACUAUGCAACAUAAAGUGUCUCUGGCUUCUCCCAGUUUCUCUGGACCAGCAGGACAUUUCCUCCCGUGUAAUCUUCUGUGCUAAAUUACUCUCUCCCAGUGCGGCUGUCUUUACACUGUCUGUACUGAGUGUACUGUCAAGCUGUGUGUUCUUGGCUCUGGAAACGUAAGGUAGCACUGAAUUGAUUCAAAGGUCGGUUUAGUUCAGUUCAGUUCAGGGCUAUCUUAAGAUAAGCUUAAAAUAAUCACCAUGAACAUUAAUUCCAGCGCCUGGGAGACGUGUGGUCAAACAACUUUUAUUUCUGAUUGUGUUUUUGAUUGAACUGUACCGCUGAUUAGUUACCAACUUGUAAGAGAUUGGGGCUAAUACCUAAUCACCGAAGUUUUUGAGCUCAUGCAGCACACAACUGCACACAGAUAUGCGCACACACACACACACACACACACACACUCACACACACAAACAAACAAACAAAUACUCACACACGCAGAGUGGACCACUGGCAGUCGCGACUUUUCUCAAAGGCUGUGCAAUACUGAAUAUGACUGCACUUCGGAUUUAACUCGAAAGCACACAGAAUAAGCCACAGUAAUUAUAUGGCCUGUUGAAUUAACUUUUAAAAUAAAUAUUACUAUAUAUACAGUAUUCACAUGUAUGUGGUGGUCUGGGAAAAAUCUGUCAGGUGCUAUAGCUGAAUUCUGGAAAACAUUCAUAAUAUAAGGUUUCUGUCUAUAACAUACUUUUACAUCUCACCUUUUAGAAACCAUAAACAUAUUUCACCAAACAAUGUGAAUAACCUUGUCUAGGCUGUUUCCCUGCAAAAGAUCACGUUGUGUUAGGAGCCAGUUUAACAAACACGGCAGUGAAUGUAGUCAGUCUUUCUAAACCCUUGCUAGUUAAGUGUGAUUUCCUCACUAAGUGAAUGUCACGUGUUAAUCAAGUUGUUGGAGAGCUACGUGUUGUAAUGAAAUGGCUGUAAGUCCCACAGUCCUGAAGUGUUUUAUUCCUCUUACACUACAGCGUUUUGCCAAUGCUAACAAUUAAAAAAAAAAAAUUAUUUGUUUAUCACAUUUAAUGUUCUCAAAAAACAAAAAAACAAGAUAGUUCCUGCAGGUAUAACAGGCAUUCCCUCACCAGCCUCUAUUUUUUCCUCUCUCCUGAAAUAUGCCUGAAAAAAAAAAAAAAAAAUAUACAGCUUGUCAUGUUUCCCGUGUAAAGAAAUACUGGAGACUCCUUUCGAAUAUACUAAUUAAAAAUGUCUCCUCACCAUUUGCACAAGUACACACAUUUUUAAACUGUGCGUGAACGGUUAAGAAAUGAUACAGUAUUAGUAUUAAUAAAGUAUUAGAAAGAGCACGUUAAAAUAAACCUGUCAGAGCUGCUGUUAUCGAAAAUGAAUCAACACCUUCUGACCAAUCGCAUUCAAGAAUUCAACAGCGCCGUGGUAUAAAAUUCUAUAAUUUUACUUCAAGUCUGUAGUUUUCAGAGCUAUACAUAGUAAAAAAAAGUCAAAAACUUCACCAUGUAAAGGGUUUUCCCAGGCUGCCACACAAAUAUUAGCACAUUUACAGUGUCGGUCGUGUUCAACUAUGAAACGUGAGUGAGACACAAAUGUAAAAAAAAAAAAAAAAAAAAAAAAAGAUGGAUUAAUUUCGCACCUGAGAUGAGCAGAGACACAAAGUUCUACAGUUCACCUUAACAAAAUACAUCCACAGUAACACAGACGAUCGUUUCGACAGUAGUAGUGCCUUAUCAUAGUUUUCAAUAGUUUGCUUUCAUUCUACUUCUGUGUAUGUACCUGCAUUUUAGACAAUUUUGAUAAACUAGGAUUACACGUGCCACACCAAAUUUUAAUAUCGCUUGGAUUAUGAGCAUAUAUCUCACAAAACACACUCACGAUUUUUUACAAAGCCAUAUUGAUCAAUCCAAAUUGAUGCUGCCAAGGCCUUUAGGAAUUAUUACUACAUAAAGUGUUUGCAUGCACAUUUUUGGAUGGAUAUACUAUAUUUGACCUAAUUCAUGAAUUUUGAGAACAUUCAUAUUUUAUAUUAUUAGUCAUCAAAAGGAAUUAUAUCAGUUACUAAAUAUUACACUAAAUCCCUCUUGUCUUUCUCACUCUCUCGCGCUCUCUCUCUCUCUCUCUCUUUUUUUUAUUGUAAUUAUCGUAUCUUGCCUCUUGGAGAGCAUGCAGUGUUUGAAAACUUUAGCUAGCGAGGUGCUGCUUUGUCCGUGUAGACAUCUUCACCUUUUGAGGCUUUUCAUGCAGGGUUCCUGGAUAUAUGUAAGUUAUUCUAUAUUAUAUUAUAAUAUAAUUUGCACUAUAAAUGUAAAAGAAAAAAAAAAAACACCAGUUCAACACUCGAGCCACAAACAUGUGCUGGUCAUUUUACACCCAGUGUGUUCAAUUUACUGAAUCUUGAGCUUAUUUUUGCCAUGAAAAGCACUCCCUCAUCCCAGGAACGUAAUCAGCUGUUGAGAUGCGUUAAUGCUCUUAGGGUGUGUGCGUGUGUGUGCGUGUGUGCGUGCGUGUGUGUGCGUGUGUCGACAGCAGCCUCGGUGUUAAUUCACACUGUGGGGAAAGGACACACUCUCGCUCUAUGCACUAACCAUUCCUCAUUCUCGAGUACGGAGUGUUUUUCCGUUAUCACCAUGGUGACCACAGUGUGUGCAUGUUACGAUAUACAACGAAUAUCUUUUGGUGUUAAAGCUUAAGGAGAAUAUACACUUUGUAGUGUUUAGUGUUAAAUGUUUUCCAGAAGACAAGAUGGCGUGAUUGUAGUUCUCUCCGCAUAGUAGCUGAACGAGAGGACAGGACCAAGUUUUCUCAAGGACGCAACUUUUCACCUUGAGCCAAAGCUCCAGCUGAUUUGAAUAUUUUUGGCUCCACUAUAACAUUUAGGACUUCAUUUCCUUCUCUUACACGGUGUUAGGUGUGUUUCUCUGCAUUUAAACAAAUUUGCCAUGAUUAAACUUAAAAAAAAAAAAAAAAAUUUAAUUGCAAAAACUCUAAACAUCAGCCUAACGUUAAUUCUACACAUUUUAUUUCCAUGUUUCUAAUCUCUGUGAAAAUUCAGCCCCUGGUCAACCUUUUUUUUUUUAAUCUUCCAUCCUCCAUGCAGUGCCAGAAAUGUGAACAGUCCAUAUUUGGAACAUUGAUGUUUCAUGUAGAAAUAAAUCAUUACUGUUUGUUUCAUCAUGUGAUAUGACCAAAUAUCCAUUUUAUUGCAUUUUUUUUUUUUUCCACUUUAUAAGAAGUUGAUGUGAGAGUUUCUGCGAUUUUGAACCAUCCAGUCGACGUGAGCACAAGUGAGGCCUGUCUUCUGUUAUUUACCUCUUAUUUUGUAGUAAAUGUAAAUAUUUUAGAGAAAUUAUCUUAUGCUUUUUUAUUUUCCUACUUUUGUUGUGAGAAAAAAAAAGUCAUGUGAGAAUACAGGGGUAUUUGUGGAACUUUUUUUUUUUUGUUUUGUUACAAAUAAACUGGCAACAAAUG
This is a messenger RNA of Pangasianodon hypophthalmus (striped catfish), 8469 nucleotides long. It is a transcript of the gene ptprdb, whose product is annotated as protein tyrosine phosphatase receptor type Db. The transcript is spliced from 33 exons. The record is from RefSeq and is a predicted model, not a curated record. Gene Ontology annotation, biological process: peptidyl-tyrosine dephosphorylation; synaptic membrane adhesion. Gene Ontology annotation, molecular function: protein tyrosine phosphatase activity; protein binding. Bases 452 to 4993 code for a protein of 1513 amino acids. Lineage: Eukaryota; Metazoa; Chordata; Actinopteri; Siluriformes; Pangasiidae.